UUGCAAACGCCUUGCAUUCGUCCGGCGGCUGCGCGGGGUCGCCAAUGGAGCUCGCUGAACUGAUCAAGACUUCGAAAGUAGACGAUGUGGUCCUGUCCCGGCCCUUCCUGCAGCCGGUGAAGGGCACCCUGUGCGUUACCAGCCAUCACCUGCUGCUCUCGUCCCGGACUGGUUCCGCCGAAGAGCUCUGGCUUCUCAUCAGGAACAUCGAUGCGAUCGAAAAGAGGUUUUCUGGGUCCUCGGGGAUAAUAACAGUAAAAUGUAAAGAUCUGUGUGUCUGGUUCCUAGAGAUUCCAGGAAUGGAGGAAUGCUUAAACAUUGCAAGUUCGAUUGAGGCCCUGUCGUCCCUGGAAUCCGUCACUGACAUGUAUCCCUUCUUCUACCGACCCAAGAGUGUGAAGCUGUGGCAAGGCUGGGACCUGUGCCGUCCGGAAGUGCAGUACGACAGGCUGUCGUCACACACUAAUAAUUGGCGCCUUAGUUAUGUGAACAAGGACUUCACUGUGUGCCCGAGCUACCCGGAUGCUGUGAUCGUCCACAGGUCCAUCAAAGAUGCUGCACUGAAGAUUGUGGCCAAGUUUCGGCAGGGAGGCCGUUUCCCAGUGCUCAGUUACUAUCACAGGAAGAAUGGAAUGGUGAUAAUGCGCAGCAGCCAGCCGCUGACUGGCGCCAACGGGAAAAAGUGCAAGGAGGAUGAAAACAUCCUGGCCGCUGUGCUCCCCCCUGGAUCGGCGGGUUACAUCAUUGACACGCGUUCUGUGCAAGCGGCACAUCAGGACAAAGUCAAGGGUGGCGGCUGGGAAUCGAAGGGGAACUACCCAAACUGGAAGAGACUGCACAAACCCAUUGACAGAGGCCGUGUGCUCCAGGAGAGCCUGGUGAAGUUGGUUGAUGCCUAUAGUGGCCAGUCCAACAGCAUCGACCGGUGGCUCAGUAAAUUGGAGGCUUCGAAGUGGCUGUCUCACGUGAAAACCAUCCUGACGACUGCCUGCCUGGCUGCACAGUGUGUGGAUAGGGAGGAGGGCUGUGUUCUGAUCCAUGGCUCGGAGGGGAGAGACACCGUACUCCAGCUCACAUCCCUGGCCCAAGUGAUCCUCGAUCCAGACUGCAGGACCCUGGUGGGCUUUCAGGCUCUCAUAGAGCGAGAGUGGCUCCAGGCCGGACAUCCGUUCCAGCUCCGCUGCGCCAGUUCGGCCUACUCUCACGCCAAACUGAAACACGAGGCUCCCGUCUUCCUUAUCUUCCUGGACUGCUGCUGGCAGCUGAGCAUCCAAUUCCCCUGCUCCUUCCAGUUCAACCAGCAAUUCCUCAUCACUCUCUUCGAGCACGCCUACGCCUCCCGCUUCGGGACAUUCCUGUGCAAUACUGAGGAGGAACGGUCUAUGCUGAAAGUGAAGGAGCGCACCAUCUCUCUUUGGCCAUGGAUAAACAGCUCCAGUGAGCGUGAAAAAUACCUCAAUCCUCUGUAUGAGAGAAACAGCCUCAGCAUCUGGCCUUCGGUGGCCCCACAGAGCAUACAGCUUUGGAACGGCUUGUUCCUCAGAUGGAAGCAAUCAUCAGAACAGCAGAUUGAGGCCUGGGAGCAGAUAAGUCACAUUAUGAGACACGGCAGGAGAGAGUCCAUCCCAACGGCAGACUAGGUUGGAAAUGAGGAGUCUGCUCAGAUGACAGGGUAGACCUGAGUGGUCUUGCCACAAAUCACCAUCUUUACAGAUAGCUUCAUCCCAUCAAGAUCACUGCCAAUGCAGCGUGCCUUAAAGACCAGGUUAAAAUAAGGUCUUGCCCAGAUGGUACUGACAGGUAAAGUGAAUGGUUUCCAUCCUGAGAAACAAUUGCACCCAAAUAAAGUUUAGAAAAGAUCAUUAUUUUAUUUUUAUUAUUUGAUCUUUGGACAUGAACUAUAAUUUAACUGUGGACGUGUAUUGAUAAGGAAUUUCAGACCACCAGCACACCGGGGAUUUACCUUGUACAUGGACUUGCCUCUGGGAGAAGGAGAUGCCUCAGGAGAGCUGAAGCAAUGUGGCCUACUUCGGAACUACUGAGGGAACGCGGGAUUUACUCAGCAGGCUGGGCUGCAUCUGUGAAGGAAGAGACUCCGUUAGUGUUUCAUGGGAACGAACUUUCAUCAGAGCUGGGGCUCUCCCUGGUACUGGACGUGGAACUGCCUAAUCAGUAUUUAAUUUCCCAAUUGGUGAAUUUACUCUGCUUUGAUACAUUGCUGGAACUUUUGACACUAGUAGGAAUUUCUUUGUUGAUAAUUACUCCACACUUGCACAGUGUUAGUGAUGUGUUAAUGACAAAGAACAGUACAGCACAGAACAGGUCCUUUGGCCCAUGAGGUUGUGCUGGCCCUAAGAUCAAUGAACUAACCCUUCUCUCCCCCAUAGCCCUCCACUUUUUCUUUCACCCAUGUGCCAAUUUCAGAGUCUCCUAAAUGUUCCUAAUGUAUCUGUCACUACCACCACCCCGGCAGGGUGUUUCACACACCCACCACUCACUAUGUUUCCUUUAAAAAAAACUUUCUCUGACACUCUCCCCAUACUUUCCAGCAAUCACCUUAAAGUUAUGGCCCCUUGUAUUAGCUACUUCCAUCCUGGGGGGAAAAAAUCUCUGGCUUUUCUAUCAAUGCCUUUUAUUGUCUUGUACACCUCUUACCCACAUUUGCUCCAAGAGAAAAGUCCUAGCUCGCUCAAACUUUCCUCAAGACACACACUCUAAUCCAGGCAGCACCUGAAAAACUCCUCUGCACCCUCUUUAAAGCUUCCUAAGAUGAGGCAACCAGAACUGAACACAAUGCUCUAAAUGUGGUUUCAGUAGAGUUUUAUGGAGCUGCAACGUUACCCCACAUCAAUUCCCUGACUAAGGAAGGGGAACAUACUGCAGACCUUCUGAACGAAUUUGGUUAGUAACAGCGUGGAGUAGGCCCCUUGAGCCAAGCUGCCUCAGCAACCACCGACAAACCCGAUUAACCCUCAUCUAAUCACAGGACAAUUUGCAAGGACUAAUUAA
Hypanus sabinus (Atlantic stingray) is the source of this 3009-nucleotide messenger RNA. RefSeq names its product myotubularin-related protein 9-like. The record is from RefSeq and is a predicted model, not a curated record. Gene Ontology annotation, biological process: negative regulation of autophagy. Lineage: Eukaryota; Metazoa; Chordata; Chondrichthyes; Myliobatiformes; Dasyatidae. Bases 45 to 1640 code for a protein of 531 amino acids. The transcript is spliced from 10 exons.